Molecule: messenger RNA, 1533 nt
Organism: Rhipicephalus microplus (southern cattle tick)
Lineage: Eukaryota; Metazoa; Arthropoda; Arachnida; Ixodida; Ixodidae
Product: retinoic acid receptor RXR-alpha-B pseudogene
Source: RefSeq, a predicted model, not a curated record
GCGUCCGGCAACACUGGCUGUUGCUGCCUUGGGAGGUAUCGGCAGCGCGUCGGGUCGCUUGCCCUGGCUCCGCUCGGGUGCCCCACUGAACAUUCACCUGCCGCUCGAGGACAGCCUGUCCGAGAUCGCGCGUCCGAUCUGCCGCACGCAAGGUCGGCUCGCAUGCUCGGGGCCUGAAUUCCGCCGAACGCCAUCCAUGGCCUACCAAGAGCCAACAACGCGGAACCUCAAUGGCGGUGCGUCCAACGGUGUUUCGAGCAGCCUACUGACGCAGCCGUCGUCCUACCUGUCGGGCGGCGGCUACGCGGCACCGCUGUCAGUGAACCGCGCUCCCGCCGAUGCUCAGUCGUCGCUCAGCAACGGGCCGUCGUCCGCGGCUGCCGUAGACUCGCGCUUCCCAGCCACCCAUCCGCUGAGCGGCUCCAAGCACCUCUGCUCCAUCUGCGGCGAUCGGGCAUCUGGCAAGCACUACGGCGUCUACAGCUGCGAAGGCUGCAAGGGCUUCUUCAAGCGCACCGUGCGCAAGGACCUCACUUACGCCUGUCGAGAGGAACGGCGCUGCGUGGUGGACAAGAGGCAGCGCAACCGCUGCCAGUACUGCCGUUACCAGAAAUGCCUCGCGUGCGGCAUGAAGCGCGAGGCCGUCCAGGAGGAGCGGCAGCGGGCCAAGGACCGCAACGACAACGAGGUUGAAAGCACCAGCGGUGGCGGCAGCGUCUGCAUUGGCGGCGCAGGGCCCGGCUCUCCGGAUAUGCCGCUGGACCGCAUCCUCGAAGCCGAGAUGCGAGUCGACCAGCCGGCGCCGUCUGUGCCGUCCGCCGACGCGUCGAGCCGCGAUCCCGUCAACAGUAUGUGUCAGGCGGCCGACCGGCAGCUUCACGAGCUGGUGCAGUGGGCCCGACGGAUUCCGCACUUCGAGGAGCUACCCGUCGAAGAUCGCACGGCCCUGCUAAAGGCCGGCUGGAACGAGCUGCUUAUCGCCGCCUUCUCUCACCGCUCCAUGAACGCGCGCGACGGCAUAGUUCUCGCCACGGGCCUGGUAGUGCAGCGGCACAGCGCGCACAGCGCUGGCGUGGGCGACAUCUUCGACCGUGUGCUGGCCGAGCUUGUCGCCAAGAUGCGUGAUAUGAAGAUGGACAAGACCGAACUGGGCUGCCUGCGCGCCGUGGUGCUCUUCAAUCCGGACGCCAAGGGAUUGAAGAGCACGGAGAGAGUCGAAACGCUCCGUGAGAAGGUGUACGCUGCCCUCGAGGAGCAUUGCAAGCGCCACCAUCCGGACCAGCCGGGCCGCUUUGGUAAGCUUCUACUGCGGCUGCCCGCCUUGCGCAGCAUCGGCCUCAAGUGCCUCGAGCACCUGUUCUUCUUCAAGCUCAUCGGAGACACUCCCAUCGAUGUUUUUCUGCAAAACGUGCUCCAGACACCCCCCAAUCCCUAGCCGUCAAUCUUGAAAGGGCUGCUGCAGUCGUAAAGUUUGCGACUGCAACAUCGCGAUUGAUACGUUACACAUCUGCAAUUUCACCAUUUCAGUUGUGA